Molecule: messenger RNA, 3410 nt
Organism: Papaver somniferum (opium poppy)
Lineage: Eukaryota; Viridiplantae; Streptophyta; Magnoliopsida; Ranunculales; Papaveraceae
Exons: 4
Coding region: 934-3156 (740 amino acids)
Molecular function (GO): protein dimerization activity
Source: RefSeq, a predicted model, not a curated record
CCUUCACUUUUCUAAAAUUUACAUAGUCCCCUUCACUUUCAAAUGACCAAACAGUGCAUGGACCAUCUCACCGCCACCACCACAUCAGGCGCAGCCGGUGGAGGCACCAAAUACAUGGAUUCAACCAAUUUUAAGUUCCUAAAAUCAAUGAAAAAUCAACAAUCGAUUUACAACACCCUUUACUACUAAGCACUUCUACAAACACUUAAUAUGCGUGAAUCUAUUAAUAGAGAUGCAGCUCUACUGUUGAUCUCUAAUCUCUUAUACAUCCUUCCCUGCAUUUCAUUUCACAUUUGGGACAAAGCCAUUCUCAUAAACCUAUUGAAAUGCUCAGAAAUUUCUUUUUAAAUCAACGACAAUGAACGUCUUCUUCGUACGGCAAUAGGUUCAGUUCUUCACCUGGUUUCUCUCUUCAAAACUCUUACCCAGACAGUUACAAAUUCGAAUCAAGCCAUAACCCAACAUAUCCAAUUCAAAGUCCGUUUCUAACCCAUCUUUCCUCCAUCAAAUAGAUUCUCAAUCACCCUCGAAUCUACUUCGUUUAUUCGUGUUAAUCGAUUUCACCAGUUCAUGCACGUCUUUAUUCCUUAUCUUCUUCUUCUACUUCCGAUCUCAAGCAGCUGCAGUCUGAAAUGGGAUUAGAUAUAUGUGAUUUUAAAAUUGAAUCUAAUUGGGAGGCAUAAUUGGUGGAGCUGCUCGGAGUUUGGAUAGGGAUGGGAAGAGAGGUGCAGUAGUAGGGAUUGAAAGAGAAAGUGAGAAGAUAGUCUGGUCACCGGUGCAUCGACUGUAAAUAAAGAAACGGGGAAAAAGAAAGUGAUGGUGGUGGUGGCGGCCAUAUAGAGAGAUGAAGAAGAUGGGUUCAUCCCAAACCUGUGUAACGUAGAAGGGGGCUGGAAUAAUAAGUUUGGCAGCAGGACAUCCCAGUUUAGGCGAAUGGCGACGCCCACAGUGGUUAUAGACGAUCACUGUACAGUUGUUGAUAGGGAAAAAAGGCGAUUUAGGUGCAAUUACUGUGGAAAGGAGAUGUCUCGUCGUUGUCGUCUUCAGAACCACUUGGCAGGAAUACGUGAAAAAGUACUACCUUGUGAUGAAGUUCCAGCGGAAGUGAGGGCGCAAAUGAAAAACGAGAUAGUGAGAAGAAAGAAAGCAGUUGCGUACACUAGCUCUAAUGACCACUGUACUCUUGUUGAUGAGAAAAAAAAGCGAGUUAAGUGCAAUUACUGUGGAAAGGAGGUAACUACUUGUUAUCGUCUUAAGAACCACUUGGCUGGAAUACGUGAAAAUGUACUACCCUGUGAUGAAGUUCCAGAGAAAGUGAGGGCGCGAAUGAGAAACGAGAUAAUGAGAAGAAAGAAAGCAGAUGCGAACACCAGCUCUAAUGACCCCUGUAAGCAAAACGGCAGCCUUCAUGAGUCCAGUCAACCCAGUUCAAAGAAAAGGAAGCACUGCACUACAAUUGAGUCUGGAUUGAAAGAGAAAGAUGAGAAUACACAGAGUUUGAUCGACCCCAAACAGUUGAAUGCACGCGACGCAGGGAAGAUUGCAAAAGUAGCUGAAGAUAGCUCAUCCAGGCAGAUCCAAAGGUGUAUUGGUAGAUUCUUUUUCGAAAAUGGUAUAGACUUUAGUGCUGCAAACUCGCCUUAUUUCCAGAAAAUGAUACGUGCUCUUAUUGGAUGUGGAUCCGUGGUGUAUAAGGUGCCCAGUUGUGAUGACCUCAAGGGGUGGAUUCUGCAGGAAGAACUGAAAGCAUCACAAGAGCAUGUCCGAGAAAUUGUGGAUUCAUGGGGAACCACUGGAUGUAGCAUAUUGUUGGAUGGGUGGACCGACGGGAAAGGGAGAGAUUUGAUUAAUUUUGUGGUUGAUAGCCCAAAGGGUCCCAUAUUUAUGAAGUCUGCCGAUGUGUCAGAUAUUGUAGGAGAUGUGGAUGCCAUGAUCGCAUUAUUAAUUGGAGUUAUUGAGGAGGUUGGAGUUCAGAAUGUGGUUCAAAUUGUCUCAUAUACUACUCUUGGUUCAGUUGACGUUGCGGGCAAAAAGUUAACGGAGAAAUACAGGACUAUAUCCUGGACUGUUUGUGCAUCUCACUGCAUAGGCCUCAUCUUGGAUAAGAUAGCAAUGUUGGACCCUUGGAGAGGUGUGCUUGGCAAGGCAAAAGAUAUUAUCAAGUUCAUUUGCAGUCAUGAGAUAGUUUUGAAGCUUACGAGGAAACACACUUUUGGGCUGGAUAUAGUCAGUUCCAGGAGGAUUGGAUCGCUGACGCCAUUUCUAAUGUUGGAGAGAAUUGAGUCUCAAAAGAUGAAUUUGAAGAACAUGUUCAGUUCAUUAGAAUGGAAGAAGUCAACCUUAGCUUCAACAGCUGAUGGAAUGCAAGUGGUUGAUUUAGUCUCUGGAGAGUCGUCUUUCUGGACUGAAGCCCAGAUGCUUUUGAAGGGAAGUAUUCCACUCAUACGUGCUCUGCAUCUAAUUAGUGGAGGAGACAGUAAACCCCAGAUGGGAUACAUAUAUGAAACAAUGAAACAAGUAAAGGAGCAAAUAAAAGAGGAGUUUAAAGACAAUGAAACCAAAUAUCAGCCUUUCUGGACAGUUAUUGAUGCGAUUUGGAAUAACCAACUCCAUAAACCUAUCCAUUCGGCUGCCUACAUUUUAAAUCCGAGUCUCUUUUACUGUGUGGAUUUCAAUGAUGAUGCUGAGAUUAAGGACGGGCUUUCGCACUGCAUUGAGCAAAUGGUAGAGGAUAAACGUGCUCGAUAUUUAACAUUAUUACAGUUGGAUGACUAUAUGCAGACUAGUGGUACGUUUGGCGAUGGGAAUGCUAUUGAUCAAAGAAUGACGAUUUCUCCAGAGAAAUGGUGGUCCUUGUAUGGAGUUCAAUGCCCUGAAUUGCAAAAUUUUGCUAUAAGAAUUUUAAGUCAGACGUGUACUGGUGCCUUAAGAUAUGGUCUGAAAAGGAGUCUGUCUGAGCAACUGCAUAUGAACGGAAGGAACCGCGUAGAGCAAAAACGGCUGAAUGACCUCACAUUUGUUCAUCAUAAUCUUCGGUUGCAAAAUGCUGUAUCUAUUUCAAAGACAGAUUACAGAGAUAUAUUUCUUGAAGAGACGGAUCAUCCAGUGUAUGAAUGGGUUGGUGGAGGGGAUGUGAAGGAGUCAGUGGCUGAAUAAAAUGGUAAUUAGAUUAAUUAAGGUAUAUCUUCUGUAGGCAAAGCUGGUCGUAAUGCAUAUACAUAAUUUGUCUGUUACUCUGAAUAUAUAACGUAUUGUGGCUAAGCAGUCACUUCAGGAGAUGCCACUCCUUGGCUUACCUUUUGACUUUUGUAUAUGAUAUUGCAGCAUCUGCAUGACUUUUCUGAAUCUUGGUAUCAGUUUGUAUUUUUUUUCCUUUGAAAGAGGCUUGAAUUGAGUCAGUUUACUUUUCA